Molecule: messenger RNA, 1591 nt
Organism: Carica papaya (papaya)
Lineage: Eukaryota; Viridiplantae; Streptophyta; Magnoliopsida; Brassicales; Caricaceae
Product: UDP-glycosyltransferase 87A1-like
Molecular function (GO): quercetin 7-O-glucosyltransferase activity; quercetin 3-O-glucosyltransferase activity
Source: RefSeq, a predicted model, not a curated record
GCCAAAUAUUCCUCUUCUCGAUGUCUCAAAUGAUAGCUGGUAAACUUCCGACAACCGACAUGGAUUCCGUCAAAUCGCAACCAACCACCGCUUGCCACGUGGUCGCCAUACCUUAUCCUGGCCGCGGCCACAUCAACCCCAUGAUGAACCUCUGCAAAUCACUAGCUUCUAAAUCAAACAGCUCCAUCCUCGUCACCUUUGUCGUCACCGAAGAGUGGCUCGGCUUCAUCGGCUCCGAGUCGAAGCCCCACGGGAUCUGUUUAGUCUCCAUACCUAACGUCCUGCCCUCGGAGCUGACCCGCGGCUCCGAUAUGGAAGGGUUUCUGGAAGCUGUCCACACGAAGAUGGAGGCUCCGUUCGAAAGGCUCCUGGAUCGCCUCGAGCCGCUGGCUACUCUCAUUUUGGCUGACUCUUUUCUGUCUUGGGUGGUUGCCGUCGGAAAUCGGAGGAAUAUUCCGUUAGCUUCGUUUUGGCCGAUGUCGGCGAGCUUUUUCUCCGUUCUACAACAUCAUUAUCUGUUCGAGCAACAUGGUCACUUCCUUGUAGACUUGUCUGAAAAAGGUGACGAGCUAGUGGACUAUAUACCAGGAGUUUCUUCCACACGAUUAGCUGAAUUUCCUUUAGUUUCAACUGAAACUGAUAAAAAAGUUUUACAAAGAAUACUGAAAGUAUUUUCUUCAAUGCAGAAAGUACAAUAUCUUGUGAUCACAUCAGUUUACGAGCUUGAAAACACCCCCAUGGAUGUUAUAAAGCAAGAAUUUUCAUUUCCAGUAUACGUUAUUGACCCUCUCAUAUCUUCUUUCGAGCUUAAAGAUGGCGAUGACAAGGAUGAUGAUAGUAAUACAAGCAAGAACGAUUACUUGAAAUGGCUUGACUGUCAACCCGCCAACUCUGUUUUAUAUGUGUCAAUGGGUAGUUAUAUUCAAAUCUUAGAUGCUCAAUUUGAUGAAAUAGCAUAUGGAUUGAAAGAAAGUGAGGUUCCCUUUUUAUGGGUAACUCGUGAACAGAACUCUCAACUAAAAGAAGUUUGUGGUGACAUGGGAAUGGUUGUAUCUUGGUGUGACCAGUUAAAGGUGUUGUCUCAUCCUUCUGUCGGUGGAUUUUUGAGUCAUUGUGGGUGGAAUUCUGUGAAAGAAGGUUUAUUGAUUGGUGGUAUUCCUUUUUUAACAUUUCCUUUAUAUGCAGAUCAAAUCUUCAAUAGUAAAUUAGUGGUUGAAGACUGGAAGAUUGGAUGGAGGAUGAAGAGAAUUAAAGGAGAUGAAGAUAAUGUGGUGAAUAGAAAUGAAAUUAAAGAGCUUGUUAGAAAGUUUAUGGAUAUUGAUGAUAUGGAAGUGAAGGAAAUGAAGAGGAGAGUUAAACAAUUUCAAGAGAAACUAAGAAAUGCAAUUCAUUAUACACAUGAAUUGUUUGAAAAUGACAUCUAUUCCUUCCUCGAGAAGAUUUCACAAUAUUAAAUAAAGAUAAUAGUGUUACAAUAUUUGAUUUGAUAGUUGAGUUACGGGUUCACUGAAUACGUAUAAUUUAUCAUUUUAUGUGUGUAAUAUUUAAUUUUGUAAAUUUAUGACUUAAUUUAUUAGUGUGUUGGGAAGUA